Brassica napus (rape) is the source of this 3645-nucleotide messenger RNA. Its product is annotated as rho GTPase-activating protein REN1-like. Lineage: Eukaryota; Viridiplantae; Streptophyta; Magnoliopsida; Brassicales; Brassicaceae. Bases 577 to 3402 code for a protein of 941 amino acids. The record is from RefSeq and is a predicted model, not a curated record. The transcript has 23 exons. Gene Ontology annotation, biological process: signal transduction.
UAGUAGAGUGCGGGGGUCAUAGGGUCAAGCAAUGCAAGGGUGUACUAAGGUUGUCAUAAAUCAAAUAAUUAUCUUUUAUCUACUAGUAUUAUUUAGGGAAGUAGAGACAAUAAAUAUCAAGAGAAGGGGAGCGUUAAUCUAUGUAUCAAAACUAUAGAUUAGAGAGUAAUUAUAAGAGUGGACAUUUGUGUAUUUCUUCAAUUUUUCUUUUCUUGUUGAGAAAGGGUAUGGAAAAGAGAAGAGGUCAAAAAGAGGGAAAGUUUCCCUCCAAGAAGGGUGAUGACGUGUACAAGUGCCGAAUAAAAACAAAACGCUUCCUUCCUUCCUCUCGUCACGCCCAUGAUUUUCGCUUAACCUCUUCUCUCUCAAUUGAACAAACACAUCAUCUCUCUCUCUCUCUCUCCCUAAAAAACAAUUGCAAUUUUAACAAUUAAUCAUACUCCAGAUCAAAAUCAAGGUUUCUGUGUACUCUCGAAUUCACGCUUCUUAUGAUCCGAGAUCGGCUGAAUUGAAUUUGAUCGGACAUUAGGAUUCAGUGACGCAUUUCAAUGGCAUGAAUGAAGAAGCAUCAAAGUCAUGGCUCCUACCAAAAACGCAGAAUCUUCUUCUUUACAGCCUUCUCCACAACAACAACAGAAUCAACAGCAGCAUAAUAACAAUCCUAAUGACCAACAAGACCUGGAGGCUCAUGGUGACACCUGUAGCAUUCCACAGUCUGGAAACUCAGACUCGCGUUCCCGUGGCGGCAACACGGUAUUCAAAAGUGGACCCUUAUCUAUAUCCUCAAAAGGGCUUGGGUGGACAUCUUGGAAGAAAAGAUGGUUUAUUUUGACGCGUACUUCACUCGUUUUCUUUCGGAGCGACCCGAACGCAGUCCAACAGAGAGGCUGCAGCGAGGUUAAUUUAACACUUGGGGGAAUUGAUCUCAACAAUUCAGGCAGUGUGGUUGUUAAGGCUGAUAAAAAGCUGUUGACUGUUCUCUUCCCUGAUGGCCGUGAUGGACGCGCCUUUACACUCAAGGCCGACACUAUGGAGGAUCUAAACGAGUGGAAAGCUGCUCUAGAAAACGCUUUGACACAAGCACCUAAUGCUUCUCAUGUUAUGGGUCAAAAUGGUAUCUUCACAAAUGAUCAUGCAGAUGCCCCUGUCAGUGUUGAAGAACAGAAAGACGAGACACCAACAAGAUCAACUGUCAUUGGAAAACCAGUUUUGCUUGCUCUAGAAGAUGUUGAUGGAUCCCCAUCUUUCUUGGAAAAGGCCCUUAGAUUUGUUGAAGAUCAUGGAGUCAAUACAGAAGGAAUCUUGAGACAAGCUGCUGAUGUUGAUGAUGUUGAACAUCGGAUUCGUGAAUAUGAGCAAGGGAGAAAUGAGUUCACUCCCACGGAGGAUGCUCAUGUUAUUGCUGAUUGUCUUAAGUAUGUUCUCAGAGAGUUGCCUUCUUCUCCGGUGCCUGCAUCUUGUUGCAACGCCCUUCUGGAAGCUUGCCGUUCUGACCGUGGCAAUAGAGUCAAUGCUAUGCGGGAAGCAAUUUGUGAAUCAUUUCCUGAACCAAAUCGACGCCUUUUGCAAAGAAUCCUGAUGAUGAUGCAAGUAGUGGCCUCUAACAAAAAUGUGAACCGGAUGAACACGAAUGCUGUUGCAGCGUGUAUGGCACCUUUACUUCUUCGACCUCUUCUGGCUGGCGACUGUGAAAUUGAAAAUGAUUUUGAUGUCGGCGGUGAUGGUUCUAUGCAACUUCUGCAAGCAGCAGCCGCAGCGAAUCAUGCUCAGGCUAUAGUGAUAACACUGUUAGAAGAAUAUGCCUGCAUAUUUGGAGAAGGUUCCUUAUCGCCCGGCUUGUAUUCCGACUCAGGAGAGAGUGGUAGUGGAACGGAGGUGGGGACAGAUGAUGAAGAGUAUGACGAUGAAUAUGAUGGCACACAGGGAUCUGAGGACUACACAGAUGAGGAAGAGGACCUUGAAAAUGAAUCAAAAGGAUCAUACAGUGAGAAUGCCGCCUCGGACGACAACCAUGGGAAUGAUAUUGAUCAUGAUGACCGUAAGGCACGGUCCUAUACUAAGGUAAAUGAUAAUCUAAGCUCUGAAUCAAAAACCCCAAAAGGAACUACGGAGCCCCAAGUUACUAAGAAGCUUUUAUCGAGCUCUAAACGAUCUUCACUACCACGGCAUGAUGAUGCAAAAAGGGAUGAAAAUCUCCUGGUCAAAGGUGCUGAUAAUGCAGAGGUAAAGACUGUUGCAGAGGUCUCAACAACUGAGGAUAAAAUCUCAUCAAUACCAGAUGUGGCAUCUGACAUUAAGAAACCGUCUACACUAUCCAGUCCACCUGGAGGAAGUAGUAAUAAGCGCUGGGGCCGUACCCCUGGGAAGAAAAACCUUUCGAUGGAAUCUAUUGAUUUCUCAGCGGAGGUGGAGGUGGACGAGGACGAUGCUGACAUUGAAAGACUCGAGUCAGCCAAAUCGGAGCUACAAAACAGUAUUUCAGAGGAGGUUAAAAAUAAUGCAGUUCUACAAGCUAGUUUGGAGCGACGGAAGAAGGCUUUGUACGUGAGGCGCGAAGCACUAGAGAAAGAUGUGGAAAGACUACAGGAACAGUUGCAGCUAGAGAGAGAUAAGAAAUCAGCCCUGGAAGCAGGACUGAAGAUGUCAAAAGGGAAUCAACCUAUUCCAGAAAUAGCUGAUGAAAAGUUGAAAAAAGAUCUGCAAGACGUUGCUCAGGCGGAGACUGAUAUCGCCAACUUGGAACAUAAGGUUGAUGAUCUUGAAAAUAGACUUAGUCAUCAGGACGCAAAAGCCUCUGGUUCAACGCAUGGUGCCAGCAAAGAACCUCGGAGCAUUCCAGAGAGCAGUGCAAAACUGAAGGAGAAACAAAAGGAUACUGAAGCAGCUUCUACUCAUGUAUCCGAAAGGUCAUCAUCGCUCAAGAUCCGUAACAUUUUGCAGGAUGAGCAAGGGUCUGCAAGAGAAAAUGAGACAGAGAAGCAACAAGAUCAACGGAGCAAAAGCUUGCAACAAGAAACUUCACGUGGCAGCUCAAAGUCUGCGGGCAUGUCAAAGAGGUCUGGCUCAAAGGGAGAGGGAAACACAACAACUUCUGCACUUUCCAAAUUGACAAUGCGACUCAACUUCCUCAAGGAGAGACGGAGUCAGAUCGCAAGCGAGCUCUCAAACAUGGACAAAGGAAAAAGCACAGGGCAACCCAGUCCAUCCUCGGUGCAGGAAACUGAAAGAGGAACAGGGUCGAACCAUAGCCAUAACCAAAACCAAAACCAGCAUUCAGACAGCAACAAACUCCACAGCCAGCAUGUUCUUGACAGAGGAAGAUCUGAGAACGGAGGAGACAGAGGCAGAGGAGGAUCUGGAGGAAACCAACCCAGCACAACACCAAGGACCUUCUCCAGAUAAUCUCUUUAUUAGAGCUGCUUAACCCCAACUCCCACUAAUGUACAGCCACCAUACUUAACUCCAGGUCCAUUUAUAUGCUUAUUCUUCACCCCAACAAAAAAAUUAACAUAUUCAUUCUUUUUAGUCUUUCCCUCAACUACACCUUCUAUUUUGUUUUCUUAACUCUGCGUUUGAUCUGUUAUUUUGGUAGAGACAUUCACUCACAACAGUAAAAGAAACAAAAAAGAAAGAUUUGUAUUCUAA